Molecule: messenger RNA, 784 nt
Organism: Colletotrichum phormii
Lineage: Eukaryota; Fungi; Ascomycota; Sordariomycetes; Glomerellales; Glomerellaceae
Exons: 3
Coding region: 1-660 (219 amino acids)
Molecular function (GO): lyase activity
Source: RefSeq, a predicted model, not a curated record
AUGCCUUUAGGGACGUUGUCUUUGGAAGCGAACUCUAUCCAUCGCUUUGCAAUCGAUACGAAGCUGUGCUUCACCUACCGUGUCGCCGCAUCUCGAGUUCGCCAUCUCGUCCCGAGCGUGCUAGAACUCGAGGAUGAGCCGCUCAUGUCAACCUCAGUUCUCGAUUAUGGAAUGAGUCCCGUGGGUUCAUACAAGGAGUUCGUCCAUCAAGUCGAGGUGACGUACAAGAACGAAAGGUUCAUGUACAGUCUCAUCUUGAUUCUAGAGAACGAAGCAGCCAUGUUUGCUGGACGCGAACAGUACGGCUUUCCCAAAGUCUUUGCCAACGCACAGAGGCCAGCAGGGCGGACGGUCUUUGAAUGCGAAUUCAUACCCGACAGUCGAAUUCCCAGUUUGCCAACUUCAGAAAAAUGGACCCUAAAUCUUCGCAGUAUCCCACAGCCGUGUGCAGGAACAUCGCCUGCCAUCCAAGAGCUAAUUCUUUCAACGAUGGACUGGAAGUUCACCGAGAUCUGGGCUGGCCAUGGCGAGAUUACAUUUCCACGACGCUCUGCGCUUGAUCCUUGGUGUGGAGUGGAUAUUCUACGAUACGAAGGAAGCUUCUUUGCACGAUGUGUGACGGGUGAGCUUCGAUGUCGCGGUGAGAGUUUCCAGGUUUAGAAAGCCGGGGUUUCCUCUAUAGUGGGAGUCAAUCGAAGCAAUUCAUACACUACUCAGGUAGACAUCAAUCUGCGAACAUCAAGAUCUCGUAAAGACCCCCUCUCGGAGCACCAGCAUCAGUCGU